Molecule: messenger RNA, 1085 nt
Organism: Drosophila innubila
Lineage: Eukaryota; Metazoa; Arthropoda; Insecta; Diptera; Drosophilidae
Product: protein TsetseEP
Exons: 2
Coding region: 92-1039 (315 amino acids)
Source: RefSeq, a predicted model, not a curated record
UUAAAGUCCAAUAACGAAUCCGACGUUCAAACCAAACGAAUCAAACAGUUUUCUUUCCAUUAAAGACACAAAUAGUUAUUUUAACUAAAAUAUGUAUUCGAAAGUGUGUGUGUUGCUUUUGGCCAUUGGCCUUAGCCAAGCUGUGCCCCAAAUUCACUUGCCCGACGUUGGCCUGAUGAACUUCAUGAUCCAGUCUCGUGAUAUUAGCCAAGAUAAUCCAACACGUUCCCUCUCCUGCUUCGAUUACUAUUUGCCAUUAUUGAGCGAGGUUGCUGAAACCUACAAGACAGAUUACGCGAAAUGCUUGGAUGUUGCCGAAGCAUCCCGUCAGCAAAUCAAUGAUAAUACCGAGGAUGAUCGCACCCAAAUUAAUCAAUCUGCCACCGAUGCCUGCAAACUUUUGGAGACUUGCAGUAAGGAAGAGAAUUCCAUUCCAUACUUUGAUUGCUACACGAAUGCCGGCUCCCAGAAUACCAAGACCAUGUUCGAGAUCUCGGCCAAUUCGGCGGAGUUGUUGGCCCAGGUGCGUGAGCUCUACCGUAACAUAGACGUCGAUCAAUAUAUGUGUACCAACAAAUCGGAGCGUGCCUAUGUGGAGAAUACGUCCAAUGUCUAUGAGGAGUUGAACCUGUGUGUGAGCGGAAAAGCGCCUGUGCCCAGUGAUACCACAACCCCACCACCAGCUCCGACCGACGAACCGACCGCCGAACCAACCGCCGAACCAACUGCUGAGCCUACCGCUGAACCAACUGCUGAACCGACCGCCGAACCGACCGCCGAACCGACUGCCGAACCAACUGCUGAACCGACUGCCGAACCAACUGCUGAACCAACUGCUGAACCGACCACCGAACCUACCGUCGAACCACCUACUGUGCCUACCGCUGAGCCGACCCCAGAACCGACCCCUGAACCCACAACAGAAGACGACUCGCAGAAGGAGAAUUUUCCCGAGGAGGAUCUCUCCCGUGCCGCACUCGAGCAAAACAAUUUGAAGAGCAUGAUGGCCGACAUCCAAAAGUGGUUGAAACGCCAUUAAACCAUUAUUAAAAAUAAGUCGAGUUUGCAAAAGAAAAAAAAAGAAU